Messenger RNA from Penicillium diatomitis, 942 nucleotides. Its product is annotated as cut8/STS1 family protein. NCBI's taxonomy places the organism in Eukaryota, Fungi, Ascomycota, Eurotiomycetes, Eurotiales, Aspergillaceae. Gene Ontology annotation, biological process: nuclear protein quality control by the ubiquitin-proteasome system; proteasome localization. The record is from RefSeq and is a predicted model, not a curated record. The coding region runs from base 1 to 942 and encodes 313 amino acids. Gene Ontology annotation, cellular component: nucleus. The transcript is spliced from 2 exons.
AUGAACAGUCUGGUGGCCACGCCUCCUGUCCCUCCUCACUUCUACGAGAACCCUCGAUUCUCGCCUUCUCGUAUCAUGUCGACGCCUUCCUCAUCUUACACCAGCCGAAAGCGGAAAGCCGACGACGAUAGUACCGAUCACGAUGGACGCAUGUCCGCCUCGCCUACCAACUCACCCGCUUUCACCCCCCGUCAGCUUCCCUCAGUUCGUAACAUCAAGCGGUCUCGCCCCAAUGUCUCCGGCCGGCCACUCGCUCUACCUCGACUUUUAGAGACUCUUGACACCGAUGCGUUGCGGACUGUUGUGCGGACGAUGUGUGAACGCCAUCCUCAGCUAGCUGAUGAGGUCGCCCAGACGUCGCCUCGACCAAGCGUCUCCUCGACUUUACAUGUCCUGCGAAAUUACCAAGCGGUGCUCCAGUCCUCGUUUCCUCUCGGCGGGAACACCGAGUCCGACUAUGCGUAUAAUCGAGUUCGACAGCCUCUGACAAACCUACUGGAAGCCUUGAGCGAUUUCACACCGACCUUCUUGCCGCCCAACGAAACACAGCCAUCUGUUUCCCUGAGCUAUCUGGACGGGGCCACUGAGAUCAUACACGCUCUGCCUCGCUGGAGCACGCCGCAAAACAACAUUGAACGUGAUUCGGCAUAUGACGAAAUUUGCAAAGCCUGGAUUUUGGUGAUUCGUGAGGCCGCGAAACGGGGCGGCGGUAUUCAACUACAAUACGGCGGCUGGGAUCAAAAGCUGGCAAAACAUAAUCACAACUCCGAUGGGAAAAUGCAGGCAGCCGUCAACGAACUCGGACUCAGUCUCGGAUGGAUGAACGGCCCGGACUCUCCGGCUCAUCACGGAUCUGGGAACAAUGAGAUGGGAUCGAUUCGAGACCAACUUUUGUCUGGAACUUAUGGUUUAGGCACACCUGUCAAGGUCGGUCCGUGGUGA